Molecule: messenger RNA, 352 nt
Organism: Acomys russatus (golden spiny mouse)
Lineage: Eukaryota; Metazoa; Chordata; Mammalia; Rodentia; Muridae
Gene: Atp5mj
Product: ATP synthase membrane subunit j
Exons: 4
Coding region: 137-352 (71 amino acids)
Cellular component (GO): mitochondrion
Source: RefSeq, a predicted model, not a curated record
CGGAAGACCCGGCAGUCGGCUUCUGUUACGUCCGCUCUUUCCGCCUUCCCGGCAGGCCCCGCGCGGCGCUUGCGUGCUCUGUGACCUUUCCCGGUGUGUUGUUGUAUACUGUGGCCUGUGGCCUUGGUCCGCGGAGAUGCUUCAAAGCCUUAUUAAGAAUGUCUGGGUCCCAAUGAAGCCCUACUAUACCCAGGUUUACCAGGAAAUUUGGGUAGGAAUGGGGCUAAUGACCCUCAUCCUUUAUAAAAUCAGGAGUGCUGAUAAAAGAAGUAAAGCUUUGAAAGGCUCCAUCAGAACCUCAGCCACCUUCUGUGGGGGCCUGGAGGAGGAGGAGCAGGCCGUGCUGCUGUAA